UUGGACUGCACUAGCUCCACGAGGCUCUUGGGCAGGAGGCAGUUCCACAAGUGUCAACUUUUAAUGCUUCCGUGUGGGAAGCUUAGUAGCUUACCAUUUAUACUAGUACCAGUACGAUAAGAGUGAAGAAGAAGAAUUCCCAAAUUGGAUUUGGGAAAAGAAACUAGGCUGAUAGCAAUGGCAGCUUCUACAGCGACCACGGUAUGCGUAACUGGUGCGGGAGGCUUUGUAGCGUCUUGGCUCGUUAAGCUUCUUCUCUCCAAAGGUUACAUUGUCCAUGGAACAAUAAGACAACCUGGUUCCCAGAAAUAUGAACACUUGCUGAAACUCGAGAGAGCUUCUGAGAACCUCACACUCUUCAAGGCAGAUCUCUUGAAUUACGAAUCUCUUGGCUCUGCAAUUCUCGGAUGCACUGCAGUUUUCCAUGUUGCUAGCCCUGUACCCUCAAUAGUCGUACCCGACCCUCAGGUAGAAGUGAUUGAGCCUGCUGUGAAAGGAACCACUAAUGUACUUGAAGCUUGCCUUGAAGCUAAAGUGCAACGAGUUAUCCUUGUAUCUUCUGCAGGUGCUGUUUGCAUAAACCCGAAUUUGCCUAAAGAUAAAGUGAUUGAUGAGUCCUAUUGGUCUGAUAAAGAUUACUGCAGAAGAACUAAGAACUGGUACUGUUUUUCCAAGACAGAGGCAGAGGAGCAUGCCCUAGAAUUUGGAAAAAGAAGUGGGCUUGAUGUGGUAAGAAUUUGUCCUACCCUUGUGUUGGGGCCGAUUUUACAGUCAACCACUGUCAAUGCAAGUAGCUUGGUUCUGCUCAAACUUUUAAAAGGUUGUGAUUCAAUGGAGAAUAAGAUUCGUUGGAUAAUCGAUGUACGGGAUCUAGUUGAUGCAAUACUUUUGAUUUAUGAGAAGCGUGAGGCAGAAGGAAGAUACGUAUGCAGUUCAUAUACCAUCAAGACACGAGAUUUGGUGGAGAAACUAAAGAGUAUAUAUCCCAACUACAAGUAUCCUGCAAACUUUACUGAGGUGGAUGAUUACGUAAGUUUCAGCACAGAGAAACUGCAAAGGUUGGGUUGGAAAUACAGGCCGCUAGAGGAAACACUCGUUGAUUCUGUUGAAAGCUAUAAGGAGGCUGGGCUCCUGCAAUCAGAAUGAAUGUCACUUUGUUAUAUAUAUCAAUAUCAUGUCCCUUACAAAAGGGAUUUAUGAGUCUGUUUCAGUUGUUACAUGUUCUUGUGCUGUUAAAAUUGUUACCUAUUUACUCUUUUGUAAUAAUUAUAACAAAUCAUAUGAAUGAUAUUUUGUUUUUAUCUUUCCGUUAAAAUAAUGGGUUCUUUAAUUAACUUA
Molecule: messenger RNA, 1338 nt
Organism: Cajanus cajan (pigeon pea)
Lineage: Eukaryota; Viridiplantae; Streptophyta; Magnoliopsida; Fabales; Fabaceae
Product: cinnamoyl-CoA reductase 1
Molecular function (GO): oxidoreductase activity, acting on the CH-OH group of donors, NAD or NADP as acceptor
Source: RefSeq, a predicted model, not a curated record